CGGCAUUGACUUUAUCGGUAGAAUUCAGUGCGUGAUUUAUCACCAAUUUAUACGCAAUCCAAUAUCACACGGUAACAAUUAUUCCUCGGGAACGUAAACGAGACAGAUACAAUGUCUACGAGAAUAACGGAGAUCUUUAAUUCCUUCCAAGAUUAUCUGAACAACGAACAAGAAAUACGCGAGAAAAUCCGCGUUAUUGUCAAAGGUAUCGAAAAGAGUGCCAGAGACAUUUUGAUGAUAUUACAAAAUAUUCACAAUAUAGUACACGAUGUGGUAGACGAAAAUAUAAUCAUAGCGGUAUAUUGUACAAACGCGAGAGGAAUAUUUGAGGAUGUAAGGAUACAAUAUGCAAAUCUGGCUGAAAUAAUACCAAGUAAUCAGUAUUAUCGUUAUCACGAUCAAUGGCGUUUUGUUACCCAGAGGCUAUGCUUUCUAGUUGCUCUAGUUAUAUAUUUAGAAGUGAAAGUUUUGGUCACCAAAGAUACCGUCGCAGAAAUAUUAGGAGUAAAGGAUAAUAGAGAAGAAGGUUUUCAUCUAGAUCUAGAAGAUUUCUUAUUGGGCCUACUUCAAUUAUCUUCUGAAUUGAGCCGUUUUGCUGUAAACAGUGUCACCAAUGGUGAUUACGAUCGGCCAAUAGAAAUUGCAAGAUUCGUUAAUGAAUUAAAUGCUGGUUUUCGAUUAUUAAACUUAAAGAACGACAUGUUGAGAAAACGUUUUGACGCCCUGAAAUAUGACGUAAAAAAGAUCGAAGAAGUAGUGUAUGACUUGUGUAUCCGCGGUUUAAAACCUUCUCCUCGGCCUACUGAAGAAACACCUGCUGUAUAAAUCUUUUUUAUAUCUUUCCACAAUCUUUCACAUUAAUAUACCUCCAUGUGCAUAAAGAGUACAAUGAGCAUAAUGAGUACAAUUGAGUCGUGCGAAAAUAUGAUGAGUUCAUAUAUAACAAAGAUUUAUAUGUUCUUUUUUAAAUAAAAUUUUAAAUGUAAAUUUCUCCAUUUUAGAUUCUCAACAUUCGACAAAUUGCCGAUAUUAUCGAAUUAUUUAAAAUUUUGAUAAAAAGUGGAAAAGUAUAAUUCUUUUUUUGAUAUUUUAUAUUUAAGUAAAACUAUUAAUUAAAACUUAAUAUUUUUUUAUUGCCUAGAUAAAUUUAUAUAAUAUAUUUAUAUAUAACAAUAUAUAAGUAAUCUAUAUAUUGUUUUGUGAAUCUUUUUUUGUUUAUAUUAUGACAUUUAUCACAUGUGAUAUUACAUUUGAUGUAAAAUUCCUUGUAAAUCAAAAUUUAAUUUAAAAUACUAUAUAACGAAAAUAUAAAAUAGGUAUUUUAUUGUU
Formica exsecta is the source of this 1329-nucleotide messenger RNA. It is a transcript of the gene trsn, whose product is annotated as translin. The record is from RefSeq and is a predicted model, not a curated record. Lineage: Eukaryota; Metazoa; Arthropoda; Insecta; Hymenoptera; Formicidae. Gene Ontology annotation, molecular function: sequence-specific DNA binding; RNA binding; single-stranded DNA binding. Gene Ontology annotation, cellular component: cytoplasm; nucleus. Gene Ontology annotation, biological process: RNA metabolic process. The transcript has 5 exons. Bases 112 to 825 code for a protein of 237 amino acids.